AAUUUUUAAAACGUGUGAAAGGGAGCACUUGUUGCAUACCUGCCCCUGGUAGGGUGGGGUAGAUAGGUGGAGUUUGUCCCACACUUGAAAUAAAAGCUUACCUACAGGUAGCCAAGAACUCAUUGAAUAAGCUUUUUUCCUUCUCUCUCCUUUUUGUUCUCACAAAAUGUCCUAAAUAUCAUUGUGCCAAAGAGGACAAAGAGGAGAGGACAUUGUGGAACUCUCAGGAAGUUUUUUUACAGCAGGUUCACAUUGCAGAUUAUAACUACUGAGAGCAAAUGAAGACACACCUGAGAAGGCAUCAACACUGAACUCCCACUGCUUGCAAUGCAAAUAGGGUGACAACAAAGUGGAAACUACAGAGAACACACUUAAGACCAAGAUGACCACCAAGAAGGCAGAUGUCCAACGGAGGAUCAUCUCCAAGAAUGGGCACAACCAAGUGCGCAUUGACAACGUGGAGGGCAUGGUGAAGAUCUACCUCCACGACAUCUGGACCACGGUGGUGGACAUGAAGUGGCGCUAUAAGCUCACCCUCUUCUCCUCCACUUUCAUAAUGACCUGGUUCCUCUUUGGCGUCAUCUUCUACUUUAUUGGCAUGGGCAACGGUGACUUCGAGGGUGAGUUGCUGUCCAACCACACGCCCUGUGUCAUGAACGUCGCGACCCUAACCGGUGCAUUCCUCUUUUCCCUGGAGUCGCAGACCACCAUUGGCUACGGCUUCCGCUACAUCACCGACGAGUGUCCGCUGGCCAUCUUCGUCCUGCUGGUCCAGCUGGUCACCACGGGCCUGGCUGAGAUCUUUGUAACCGGGGCCUUUCUGGCCAAGCUGGCGCGACCCAAAAAGCGGGCCGAGACCAUCAAGUUCAGCCAGUUGGCAGUGAUCUGCCGCCACAAUGGUAAACUAUGUCUGAUGGUGCGUGUGGCCAACUUGAGGAAGAGCCUGCUGAUCCAGGUCCAGCUGAUGGGCAAGCUGCUCUCACCCAAUGUGACUGAGGAGGGCGAAAAGACUCUGAUCCGCCAGACGGCUGUGGACUUCUACAUAGACUCGUGCGGGGAGUGCCCCUUCCUAAUCCUGCCCCUCACAUUCUACCACGUGCUGGAUGAGAGUAGCCCCCUGGCGGGGCUGACUGCCGAGAGGUUGCGGACGCGUGACUUUGAGUUGCUGGUCACCCUUAAUGCCACCAUGGAGUCCACGGCAGCCACUUGUCAGAGCCGCACCUCGUACGUUCCCCAGGAGAUCCUGUGGGACUACAAGUUCAAGCCUGUGCUCUUCAGCACCCCUGGUGGCCAGUACGUGGCCGACUUUAACUUCUUUGACAAGGUGCAGGUGAGCAGCGACCCUACACUCCCCAGCAACAACAAAGAUAAGCUGAAACUAGAGGAGUACAAGAAGGAAUAAGAGGUCCCUCAAACAUGUUGGACACUGGUAAUAAACAUGACCCACAGUUACUGUCUGGAAACAAUUUGUAAACACGCAUUACGGAAAUAUAUCUGUUUUUAUUUCAUAUAACUGCUAAACCCAAUACGCAUGAGUGAAUGAUGACACUUUUAGGCAAAUAAACUCAUGUUCAACAUGAUCAGUAUUUAUCUGGACAGAGUAAAUUCAGGUGCAGUAUAUAACUAGCACAUCGUUUGGAUCCACAAGCCAUAUAAUAGGAGAAUAUGGACAUACAGGCAAAACAAGGACUGGGUCUCAGGUGCCAGUGUUUGAGUGGAACUGUAGCAGCAACUAUUGCUGUACUAGAAAUAUUUGACCUGUACAUAAGAUUUCAUGAAAGAAGAUUCAAGAUGUUGUUUCUUUGUAUCACUCAAGUUGGAUAUUUUAAUAUAUUAUACAAAUUUCACACUAAGAGCAGAUGGGGAUAGAACAAAACUUUUUUAGUGUGUAGCGCUUAAGAGCUGUGUUUUUUCUGUCUAUGAAUAAACCAUUGACUUUGAAGAAGAGAUGUUUCAUAUGCCAUUAUGAGAUUGAAGGGAUGUUUUUAUCCCCCUUCCCAUUACCCCCAUCCCACACUGCUCUACUCCUCAUCUCUUAGGGUCGCGCCAAUUAAGGGCUCUACUCAAUCCGUAUCGCAAAAGUUCCAAGUUACAGCGUGAUUGAAUUUGAAAGGCAAUGGAGACUGCAUUCACGGCAAACGCUUCAUUUGUCGGCUCAAUCGGAAAUGACCUUUACAUUUCUAUUGUGCAAUCUUCAAUGCUUCAGCGAUACAGAUUGAAUCGAACCCGAGGUCUGUCGUUUGGUUGUUGGCACACACUGAACGUUUUGGGUCAAAACAAUGGGAGCAACUUCUCUUUACUGUAUGCAGACAGAGCACAAUAACACACAAUCUUUGACCUUCCAAGACAAGAGAGGACAGCACUUUGGUUGAAAAUACUUUAUUAGAAAUUACACUGUAGAAAAUCUAUCAAAGUAUAUGAUUUUUAUCGUCCCUUUAGUCAACAAUCUCAGUAUCUCAGUCCUGUUUCUCAGUUUACAAGGCUGCCAGUUUAUAGGUGUCCUACCCAAGCCUGCAUCCCAUAAAAUAAUACUGAACAGGUCUGAAAUGCCUUGCCUGGCCAACACAAUCCGUUUUAGAUGAGUAUAUAUAGUUUAUGUUGUAAACUGUUUACAGAGAUUAAAGUUCAAAGGCAACAAUA
Molecule: messenger RNA, 2640 nt
Organism: Oncorhynchus nerka (sockeye salmon)
Lineage: Eukaryota; Metazoa; Chordata; Actinopteri; Salmoniformes; Salmonidae
Product: ATP-sensitive inward rectifier potassium channel 15-like
Exons: 2
Coding region: 383-1402 (339 amino acids)
Biological process (GO): potassium ion import across plasma membrane; regulation of monoatomic ion transmembrane transport
Cellular component (GO): plasma membrane
Molecular function (GO): inward rectifier potassium channel activity
Source: RefSeq, a predicted model, not a curated record